This is a messenger RNA of Limanda limanda (common dab), 497 nucleotides long. RefSeq names its product eotaxin-like. Lineage: Eukaryota; Metazoa; Chordata; Actinopteri; Pleuronectiformes; Pleuronectidae. Gene Ontology annotation, cellular component: extracellular region. The record is from RefSeq and is a predicted model, not a curated record. Gene Ontology annotation, molecular function: CCR chemokine receptor binding; chemokine activity. The transcript is spliced from 3 exons. Gene Ontology annotation, biological process: inflammatory response; cellular response to interleukin-1; chemokine-mediated signaling pathway. The coding region runs from base 55 to 339 and encodes 94 amino acids.
GCCGUGCUCUUCAUCUCCAUCAGCAUCAGCUCCAGACAUUUACAUCGAGCCGCCAUGAGGUCCCCUCACAUCCUGCUGCUGUGUGUCCUGGGAGCUGCCCUGCUCUCCUCAGUGCUCUGCAACAAUGCACUGGGUCCCGUCGCCUGCUGCUUUAAAUUAAAAAAUUACGAAGACCCACCACUGAAGAGAGCUAGAAUCAGCUCCUAUCAGAGGACUGAUCCGAACUGUCCAAAGAAGGGCGUUGUUUUUACGACAAAGAACAAGUCUGUAAUCUGUGUGCAUGCAAACCUCGAGUGGGUUCAGGACAUCAUGAACAAAUUGGAUGAAGAAUCCUUGUAAACCAGCUGCCCGUCUGCAAAAAUCAACAAAAAAAAAGAAGUUACUCCUUUGUCUGUUGCUGCAUCAAAUCAAAUUCUGUGACAUGAUUUCACUGUCAAAGUGCAAACCCGCCAUGACUGAUCCUAGCUUCUGUUUGCUCACUGUCUUUUAUGUCAGUA